Messenger RNA from Xyrauchen texanus (razorback sucker), 1165 nucleotides. RefSeq names its product microtubule-associated protein, RP/EB family, member 1a (gene mapre1a). Gene Ontology annotation, biological process: protein localization to microtubule plus-end; spindle assembly; regulation of microtubule polymerization or depolymerization. The coding region runs from base 134 to 907 and encodes 257 amino acids. The record is from RefSeq and is a predicted model, not a curated record. Gene Ontology annotation, cellular component: spindle midzone; microtubule plus-end; microtubule organizing center. Gene Ontology annotation, molecular function: microtubule plus-end binding. Lineage: Eukaryota; Metazoa; Chordata; Actinopteri; Cypriniformes; Catostomidae. The transcript has 7 exons.
CGACACGCCGUUGGAACGGCAGCCCAGUUCACUCACAUCACAGUUCAGAGUUUCUGGACCAAACGUAAGAUAUUGCAUGUGUAACAUGCAAACUCGAAAAUAAACCAGUUUAGAGGACUUUAAGGUAAAAGCCAUGGCUGUGAACGUGUACUCGACAUCAGUGACAAGUGAGAACUUCAGCCGCCAUGACAUGCUCACAUGGAUAAACGAGUCUUUACAGAUGAACCAUGCCAAGAUCGAGCAACUGUGCACAGGUGCUGCAUACUGUCAUUUCAUGGACAUGUUGUUUCCAUCGAGUGUUCCACUGAAGAAAGUCAAAUUCCAGGCCAAACUUGAGCACGAAUACAUCCAUAACUUCAAACUACUUCAAGCCAGCUUCAAGAAGAUGGGAGUAAGCAAAAUUAUCCCAGUUGACAAGCUUGUGAAAGGCAAGUUCCAGGAUAACUUUGAGUUCGUGCAGUGGUUUAAGAAGUUCUUUGAUGCAAACUAUGAUGGAAACGAAUAUGACCCGGUUGCAGCACGACAGGGACAGGAUUCAGCGGACAAACCGAUUCCAGCAGCAGCCACGGCUAACAAGCCAAAGAAAGUAACCUCAGCUCCACAGCGUUCAGCCACAGCACCCAAGUCUGCACCAAAGACAGCUCCAGCUGCAAUGCGCGGUGGAGGUGGUGGCGAUGAAGACAAAGGAGCGCUUGCUCAGAUGGUAAAUGAACUGAAGACCACCAUUGCAGACAUGGAGAAGGAAAGGGAUUUCUACUUUGGCAAACUCAGAAACAUUGAGCUAAUCUGCCAAGAGAAGGAGGGUGAGGGUGACCCAACACUUCAAAGGAUUGUUGAUAUUCUGUACGCUACAGAUGAAGGUUUUGUAGUUCCGGAGAAUGAUGUGGGUGAACCGGAAGAGUUUUGACCAAUCCAGGGGUGACCUUUUUAAAAUUACCCCCUUGGACACUCAAAUGCACAUACUGUACUGGCUGUUUACUGCUGUUUUGCUGCACUUGCCUUUGGUCCAUUGUUUUGGACGGUGACUUUUGAAUGUCUUUUAUUCAGGGAAGUUCUAUACCUUGAAUUUUCAGCUUUUUUAUUGAACUUCAAAACAAAAUUUUUUUUUUGUGAAUGUAAAAUAAAGUAGUUAAAAUGGCUGUUUGUAUUGAGCAGUCCAAUCAAG